Molecule: messenger RNA, 849 nt
Organism: Coccomyxa subellipsoidea C-169
Lineage: Eukaryota; Viridiplantae; Chlorophyta; Trebouxiophyceae; Coccomyxaceae
Exons: 4
Coding region: 1-849 (282 amino acids)
Molecular function (GO): protein binding
Source: RefSeq, a predicted model, not a curated record
AUGAAUUUCGCAGACAUACUGCCAGAGGAUGUCACAGCCAUGAUAUUUGACAGGCUACCUUUCGAUGACCGUGCUAGAGGGUGCUUUGUGAACCGGACCUGGAACCGCCUUAACCGGGACCAAAUCCUUGGCCCCGCCCUUGAGCUGCACCCCAAGCAGGUCGUCAACAGGUCCUUUCUGGACUGGGCCAGGGGACGGUUAAGAAACGUACAGGAGCUGGAGCUCCUGCCCUUCAAAAGCAACAGCACAGACAUUGUGACCCAGAGAUGCUUCAGCAGCAGUCUCUGCGAGCUGUUACAACAAACACAGCACCUACAGAGGCUACGGGUGCCCCCUGCACAGAGUUUGGAUGCAGCGCUGCUCUCCAGGCUGCCUCAGUCGCUGUGUGAAGUCUCCAUCAGCAUCACGUUUGACGACAGCUGCCUUCUGGACUCGGACUUUGAUGUCGGCACCCUUGUGCCCUUCUCAUUUCCCCGCUACAUGCCACACCUGCAGACGCUGGAACUCCAGGUGACAUGUGUGAAUGUGCGCUCCUAUGGCCUGGUGUGCGCACCAUCCUGCCUGCCACCCAGCCUGCGGACGCUCAGUCUCUCCACAAAGUCUCGUGGCCGCCGUGUGGGGCCAUCCCUCAUGCUGCCAUGCCCUUCCCAGCUCCCAAACCUCAGGGAUCUGAGAUUGGAGGCCACGUGCUUCAUCUGCCAGGACAGGGGGACGUCAAUGUCAGCCUUCCUGACAAGCAUGCAGCAUUUGCGCGGAGUGAGGCUCAGAAGCAAUGCGAAGGCAGUCAACUACGGGAAGAUGCUUGAAGAGCUUUCACAUGUUCCAAUCUGUAAAUGGGAGCCGCUUUAG